CCUAAAAGCCUCAUUUGUGAGGCAUGCUUUAAUUAAUCCACACGGCCAGUACUGAUUGUAACAAGUUCUUACUUUCAUUAAUAACAAGCCGGGUUACAGGUGUUUCUACCUACAACCCUCCCGAUCACUUAUACUUAGCAUUUGCGUGGUAAUUUACACCAUCAAAUUGGCGCACCCGGAAAUUCACGUCAAAACCCUCCAUCAAAGCGGACGGAUGAUGGGUCUUUCCGGGGAUGAGAAGUGUUUGCUUUUCUUUCAAACCCUCCGCGGCCGCGCCGCUGAGUGGUUUCAUAACUUACCGGCCGGUGAGAUCGAUUCUUUCGAUGAACUGGCUGAGGUGUAUCAGGAAAAGUUCAAAGAAAACUGCACAAAGAGAAAAAAGUUUACCUAUUUAAGUACAGCCGGGCAGCGAGAGCACGAGGAUUUGACCAAAUUUCUCACCCGGUGGAAGGAUGAAGUUGACAAGGUGGAGGAGAUGGACGAUAAAACAGCCAUGUCCCUCCUGGUAUCCGGGCUCCGGUCCGGAGAACUGUACAAAGAGUUCUGCAGAAGGCCUCCCCAAUCAUAUCAAGAGGCCUACAACACAGCCUGGGAUUAUGCAGACGCCGAAGCACAGGUGUCGUCCAAAAGGGAGGCCGAGCAGGGCCAUUCCAAAGGAAAAAUUUCUUUGAAAAAGGAAAUUCUACUGCCCGGUAAGGCAAAGGCUGAAGUCAUGGAGGUAAAGCCGAUCAAAACAGAGAAGAAACCGACCGACGAAAAACAAUGGACGGAGAAAUAUUGCUCCUUCCACAAAACUGAUUCCCAUAACACUGCGGAAUGCAACAGUGUGAAGGGAGUAAUCAAGCAAAUGAUUGAGGCCGGGGAGAUUGAUCUGGAAUAUUUGGCCCAGGCCAAACAAAAGAAAAACCAAUGGGUUAGGCCUGAAGGACAGCCGGCCGAACAGAACAAGAAGAAGAAAGCAGCCGGCAAGGAGCAUUUACAGGUCAUCUACGGCGGACCAGAAGGGGGAGAUUCUGCUUCCCAAAGAAAGAAAUGGGGGCGAGAGCUCUACGUUGGAACGGUGGCCCUAAAUCCCCGGUCGAAACAAGCGAGACGGGAACCGAUCACUUUUACUGAUCGGGACCUUCCCGCCACCGGAGAAGAUCACAAUGACCCCCUGGUGAUAACUAUGGACAUGGGUGGAGUUGAUGUCUCCCGGACUCCCCUCUCUGGGUUUACCGGGGACUCAGUCGAAGCUGAAGGGUCGAUCCUUUUAACUUGUGAGCUGGGCAUAGGUGAACAGGUCGUCCAAAAGCAAAUGAGGUUUGUAGUUGUGAACAUCAAAUGUGUUCACAAUGCCAUUUUGGGCCGGCCUGGAAUAAACAAGGUCCGUGGGGUCAUCUCCAUGGCCCAUCUCUGUAUGAAAUUCUAUACCCCGGGCGGUAUAGGAAAAGUCAGAGGGGACCAAAAGAAGGCCCGGCAUUUCUAUUUGGAGGCUGUAAAGAAAAUGACAAAGGCGUUUGAGAGAGUCACUUUGGUCUCUCAGGAGGAAGACCGUUCGAAGCUAGAACCGGGCGAUGAAACCGAGCAGAUUGUUCUCCGGGAAGCUUUCCCGGAAAGAAUGGUACGGAUUGGAAAAGAUCUGCCCGGAGGACUUCGAGAUGAAAUCAUCUCAGUUCUUCGGGAAUAUGCAGAUAUUUUCGCGUGGAGUGUGGCAGACAUGCCGGGCAUUGACCGUUCUGUCAUAUGCCAUCGUUUGGCUGUGAUGGAAGGGAGCCGGCCUGUGAAACAGAAGAAGAGGCACUUGGCGAACGUCUGGAGGGACUUUGUGAAAAAAGAAGUGAAGGAUUUGUUGGCGGUCGGGCACAUAAGAGAAGUACAAUACCCGGCCUGGUUGGCUAACGUCGUCCUGGCUCCAAAAGGCGACACCUGGCGCAUGUGCGUGGAUUAAGAGCCCGGGUGCGGAGAACCACCCAGCCGACAUGAAACUUUGCUUCGAGAUUAUGGCUAAGUACAACUUGCGUCUCAACCCCAAGAAAUGCGUCUUUGCUAU
Molecule: messenger RNA, 2032 nt
Organism: Cuscuta campestris
Lineage: Eukaryota; Viridiplantae; Streptophyta; Magnoliopsida; Solanales; Convolvulaceae
Source: the annotation of a GenBank genome assembly